This is a messenger RNA of Fomitopsis serialis, 1063 nucleotides long. Its product is annotated as 40S ribosomal protein S5-1. Gene Ontology annotation, biological process: ribosomal small subunit assembly; translation. Gene Ontology annotation, molecular function: mRNA binding; structural constituent of ribosome; rRNA binding. The record is from RefSeq and is a predicted model, not a curated record. Gene Ontology annotation, cellular component: cytosolic small ribosomal subunit; ribosome. Lineage: Eukaryota; Fungi; Basidiomycota; Agaricomycetes; Polyporales; Fomitopsidaceae. The transcript has 5 exons. The coding region runs from base 112 to 723 and encodes 203 amino acids.
CAACAAGAUCAAACAAGCCCGGUGCGCGCAGGCAGCAAGCAUAGUUGCUCGUCGUCGAUCGCCCCAUUCCCGACACUCCCUCGCGGUCGCCUCAAGACUCACGACAUCAAAAUGGCCACGGUAUCAGCUCUCCCCAAAGAUCUCUCCAAGCUCAACGGCGAAGUUAAGCUCUUCGGCAAGUGGGAGACCCAGGACGUUGAGGUGAAGGACAUCUCCCUCACGGACUACAUCCAGAUCCGCCAUGCCGUCUACCUCCCCCACACCGCCGGCCGUUACGCCAAGAAGCAGUUCAAGAAGGCCCAGAUGCCCAUCGUCGAGCGUCUUGUCGACAGCCUGAUGAUGAAGGGCCGCAACAACGGCAAGAAGCUCCUCGCCGUCCGGAUUGUCGCACACGCAUUCGAGAUCAUCCACCUCCUCACGGACCAGAACCCCAUCCAGGUCCUUGUCGACGCCAUCGUGAACACUGGUCCCCGUGAGGACUCGACGCGUAUCGGUUCGCAGGGUACCGUCCGGCGCCAGGCCGUCGAUGUGUCCCCCUUGCGCCGGGUGAACCAGGCGGUCUCUCUCUUGACCACAGGCACGCGCGAGUCUGCGUUCCGUAACGUGAAGUCGGUCGCGGAGUGCUUGGCGGAUGAGCUCAUCAACGCGGCGAAGGGCUCAUCGAACUCAUAUGCUAUCAAGAAAAAGGACGAGCUCGAGCGUGUCGCAAAGUCUAACCGGUAAGGCGGAUCGGGGAGACGCCGUGGCUGGCUAUGGGUCUACUGCAUGUUUUUUCACUAUUGCUAUCACUAUCAUGACGCUCCAUGUCGCCCAUAUGAAUGCUUAUGGCGGUGCUCUCGACUUAAGAAGGCCAGGCGCUGCUGCUUGGGUUUUUAUGGUCCCUGCUCAAAGAGGCGAUAAGUAUGGAGACCCCGGGCCUGCAACCCCGUACUUAGCCGGGCACAGUAGCUCGUAUGUGGGUGAUCGGUGUAUAGGUGAUCGCACCUCUAUUUAGGCGUGAGACGCGCGUAAUCACCUCACGAGAGUCUUACGUUGCUGCACCCUCCUAUUUAAUCUGUCAUUG